Molecule: messenger RNA, 1842 nt
Organism: Glycine soja
Lineage: Eukaryota; Viridiplantae; Streptophyta; Magnoliopsida; Fabales; Fabaceae
Product: 3-oxoacyl-[acyl-carrier-protein] synthase 3 A, chloroplastic-like
Exons: 5
Coding region: 277-834 (185 amino acids)
Biological process (GO): fatty acid biosynthetic process
Cellular component (GO): chloroplast
Molecular function (GO): 3-oxoacyl-[acyl-carrier-protein] synthase activity
Source: RefSeq, a predicted model, not a curated record
UUAGCAAAGAUUAAAAUAAUCCUUUGGAGAAACUAAAUGAAAUGUUUUCUUUUUAUUGGUUGAAAUUAGUAUUUGACUUGGUUUGUUGUAAAUGGCGAAUGCAUCUGGGACUGGGUUCUUCACACUUUCUGUUGAUUCUUCGAAAGUUGUUUGCUUUGGAAGCAUCGCUGACAGACAUGUGAGGAAAGGGUGCAAGUUAGUUUGGAUUUGCUUGCUGCGGGCAGAGAUAGUAGCUUGACUGGUUUAGCGGUAGAGGCUGCAAGGAAAGCUCUCGAGAUGGCAAAGGUAGACCCUGCUCCACAGAUUCCAAUACAACUUGGCUGCAAAAAAAAUCCAUUGUCUUAUGACAUUACAGCUGCAUGUAGUGGAUUUCUGCUGGGUUUAAUAUCAUCUUCUUGUCACAUUAGGGGGGGUGGUUUUAAUAAUGUUCUAGUCAUUGGAGCCGAUGCUAUUUCACGAUAUGUUGAUUGGACAGAUAGAGGCUCCUGUAUUCUUUUUGGGGAUGCUGCCGGUGCUGAACUAGUACAGGCCUGCAACAUUGAGGAAGAUGGUUUAUUUGUUUUUGAUUUGCAUAGUGAUGGCAGUGGCCAAAGGCACUUGAAUGCUGCCAUUAGAGAAAACGAGUCAAAUAAUCCAUUGGAUUCAAAUGGUUCUGUUUUUGGCUUUCCUCCCAACCGGUCCCCAUAUUCAUGCAUUCAAAUGAAUGGGAAAGAAGUCUUUUGCUUUGCUGUAAGAUGUGUACCACAAUCAAUUGAAUUUGCCCUUGGAAAGGCUGGUCUCCCGGCAUCUAGCAUUGAUUGGUUACUUCUACACCAGUUACACAAAAUGAUCUAGUAUAAAAUAAAAUUCUAGCAUUUUAUUGGGAUGCGCAAAAUUGUGUUUUUUUUUACGUUGGCUUAUGAUCUGUGCAAUAAAUAUUUUCUUCUUUUAGUUCAUUAAACCAUUAUCCUAAAGGGCACUGGUUAGCAUUACCCUUGUUUUUAUCCUUUACUUGCUAAAGUAGCUGGCAUCAGGUUAAUUUGUAUGCUCAUUUCCUAGUAAAAAGAAUGUGAAAGUGAAAUGUAAAUUAAAAAGGUGGAAAACCUGAUCUAUCCUUUAUAUCAAGCAAUUCAUUAGCUGCACAUGUGUGUUAUACUAUUACUUUGCUGAGUGGUAAGAUCAACUUUAUGAUUGAAAACAGAAUACCAUUUUAGUUACGAUGGGAAUUGCAUGACAUGCUUGAUAAUAUAUUGGAGAAAGGCAAAAUUAAGGUUGCAUACUUGCACUUAGGGUGCCUUAAUUCAUAUAAGUGCAGGCAAACAAGAGGAUUAUCGAUGCAGUUGCCGCUCGGUUAGAACUCCUCUCAGAACGGGUGAUAUCAAAUUUGGCUAAUAAUAGUAACACGAGUGCAGCUUCCAUUCCUUUGACUUUGGAUGAAGCAGUUCGAAGCGGUAAAGUUAAGCCAGGGCAAACUAUUGCAACUGCUGGCUUUGGCGCGGGUCUUACUUGGGGUUCGGCAAUUGUUCGUUGGGGCUAAAUGCUUUUCCUUCACUGCAGAAUCACUAAUAGAGAAGAAUUUCAGUUCCAAGUGCAGCUUUCUUACACAUAUGUGUAGAAAAUGGGGUUUGGGGAAUUUGCAAAGGGAUGGAUAUGAAUAACAUUCAGCACUGCCUCAACUUGUCCUAUUCUUUUUGUCUUCAAUUUACGUUCUCCUUACUCUUCUAUUCUCAAGUGCCAAAUUUUCUUUUUCUGAGGCAUGUAUUUUUGUCUUUCAGAUUUGUUUUAAACUAGGCUUACUAUUUGUGUUUCUGAAUGGUACUUGUAAAUAUAAAUGCAGCAUGCCCAAGUGUCUGCUUGCGUGUA